Copidosoma floridanum is the source of this 1768-nucleotide messenger RNA. RefSeq names its product excitatory amino acid transporter 1. Gene Ontology annotation, cellular component: plasma membrane. Lineage: Eukaryota; Metazoa; Arthropoda; Insecta; Hymenoptera; Encyrtidae. Gene Ontology annotation, molecular function: neutral L-amino acid transmembrane transporter activity; glutamate:sodium symporter activity; L-glutamate transmembrane transporter activity. Gene Ontology annotation, biological process: L-glutamate transmembrane transport. The record is from RefSeq and is a predicted model, not a curated record.
ACUGUCCGGCAUGGACGGCCAAACAAAGGUGGAGCGCAGCUCGUACUACCCCCAGCAGCCGAGUCGACUGCCCCGCAGCGCCCGUGAAAAAAUGACCGGUUUCCUGAAGCACAACGCGUUGACGAUGCUGACCGUCUCGGGCGUGGUGUCGGGCAUCGCUCUCGGCCUCGUGUUGAAAAACUCGCGGAGCGCCAAGUGGUCCGAGCGCGAGAUCAUGUACAUCAACUACAUCGGCGAGCUCUUCCUCCGGAUGCUCAAGAGCUUGAUACUGCCCCUCAUAAUGGCCAGCCUCAUAUCCGCCAUCGGCUCGCUCGACUUGUCCCUCAGCAGCAAGAUCGGCGGUCGGGCCAUCGUCUACUACAUGCUCACCACCGUUAGUGCCGUUAUACUGGGUUCGUACGAUGCUUUUCCGAUACGAUAUAUACCAAUGUUUCACUGUUUUGCACUAGAUUCAACGUCAUGUACCCACUGCCAAGAAUUUUACGCAUCCCAAGAUCAACGUCGUCUUAUCAUUUUCCCUUCUCUUUUCCCAACAACGAUGAAUUGCGCUACUUAUUGGUCCAUUUGUAGUAUUACCGCAACCGCGGCGAGUAUCGGUGCUGCCGGUAUCCCUCAAGCCGGCCUGGUCACGAUGGUCAUGGUGCUGGACACCGUUGGACUUCCAUCUGGGGAUAUUUCUUUGAUCCUUGCCAUCGAUUGGCUGCUGGACCGGUGCAGAACGACUGUCAACGUAGUGGGCGACUCGUUGGGCGCCGGUAUCGUCAACCACCUCAGUAGAAACGAGCUCGCGGCGCUUCCGCAUCACACCGGCCAGAGCCAGAGCCAGAACGGCGGAGGAGGCGACAACAACCACGCAACGUCGAUAUGAGACGAUGCCCCCACGGAGCUGUAAACUAAAUCCGAGAACUACAGCUGCGGGAAAAAAAAUUAUAAGUGUCGAGCGAGAGAUAACUCGAGCAAAAUAUAUAUAUAUAUAUAUACACAUAUAUAUUAUUACCUACAAAUAGGAGCGUGUCAAGCGCGCGCGUUUUGUUGCUGCGGAACUUUGUAUUGGGUGUUGGAGAAGAGAGGCGGUUUCCACUUGUGAGAAAUCGGCGAGUCAUUGUUUUAGAGAAGAAAAAAAGGGACGAUUUUUCGUAUUAUAAAAAUACAGCUGUUUUUUGUUUUGUUUCAUUGUAGAUGUACACCAUGGUAAUUCAAUUGCAGGGUUUUUGUUGCCUAUAGAUUUUUUUUUUUCAACUAUACUAAGAAAAACAGUAUACAUGUGUUAUAGAGACAAUACGUAAAAUAUAAAUAUAUAAUCCCGAGCGAGUCAGUUUGGGGAAGUUAACCAAGUAUGCCAAAUAAAGAAUGAGCAACAAAAAAAAAUGAUGCCAACGCACCAUUGAAGGUGCAUUUCCCGAAUACGCUUUUACAAUUUGUUUCGUGCCAUAUAUACAUAUAAAACCUGUACAUCGUUCGCACAUUGUUGAUUGAUUUUGAAUAUUUUUCGAGUUAUUUAUACAUUGUUCAAAUUAAUUUAACACAAUUUAUUCUAGUUAAGUAUGCAUAAUUUAUUUUACUUACAAAUCGACAACGAUCGGAGACUUUAAAAAUAUUAUCAUCAACAUAUAGUGUAAAUAACAGUUUGAUUAGACGGAUUUAUUAAAAUUGCUUAACAAAAAAAAAAAAAAGAUUUUAUUUUCCAAUAAUCGGUACAUCAUGAAAAUAUUUCACUAGUUUGUGAUGUAUAAAAAGUGGAAUCUUUUUUUUUUUAAUUCUAGUUUAA